Corylus avellana is the source of this 2573-nucleotide messenger RNA. Lineage: Eukaryota; Viridiplantae; Streptophyta; Magnoliopsida; Fagales; Betulaceae. The record is from RefSeq and is a predicted model, not a curated record.
AAUCUGCUCUGCUACUCAGUUUGUUUCUAUAUAUUUGAAAACCCACUGACAUUCAACAGUUUUUUUUGCAGAGUCAUUUUGUUGCUAUUAAAUGCUGCCAUCAUGUUUCUGCAAUCUUAAAUCUCAAGUCUGAACUGAACCUAUCUAUUGGUUUCUUUCAUUAAUCAUUGAUGACUGGUUGCUGUCUAAUCUCCCAGUCAAAGUUUUAACAGUUGGGAAGUUCUCAUUUUGUGAUUCUAGUACUGGGUUUCUGGCGAUUUCCCAGCUUGAGGGCGUUUCAGGAGCCAUUGAAGGUGUUAAGCGUGAAUAAAAGCUCGAAACGUUUUCAUCUUCUAGAUUAUUGUACCUCGCAAUGGAAAAAAAGAAAUGGUUGUGGAAGAGGAAGUCUUCUGACAAAAGCACGGGCGAAACUGAGAGUUCAGGUUCGAUAUCUUCGCAUUCAGAGAGAUACUCUGAUGAUCAGGAGACAUUCAAGUCAUCUCCUAAUGAUAAUACUCAAUCACCUGAAGUCACAUCAAAAGCUGUGGCAAGUGCCGAAGAUGUUGAUGAUGGUUCAUCAAAGAAAGAUGUUAAUGAUAGUGUGAAAAGCCUGAUGGAGAAGUUGUCCGCAGCUCUUGUGAAUGUUAGUGCCAAAGAUGACUUGGCGAGGCAGCAUGCCAAAGUUGCAGAGGAAGCUGUUGCAGGUUGGGAGAAGGCUGAAAAUGAAGUGGUUGUUCUAAAGCAACAAUUUGAGUCUGCAGUUCAGCAAAACUUGGUGCUUGAAGAUCGGGUAAGCCAUCUUGAUGGGGCUAUCAAAGAGCUUGUUCGGCAGCUAAGACAAUCAAGAGAGGAGCACGAACAAAAGAUCGAUGAAGCUGUGGUGAAGAAAACCCGUGAGUGGGAAACCACUAGACUCAAACUUGAGAACCAGAUUCUUGAGCUCCAGAGCAAAGCAGAAGCUGCUGAAUCUGAUUCUCCUGCCAAUGCUGAUCCUGAACUUUGCCAUAGAAUUGAAUAUUUAGAGAGAGAGAACUCAGCUCUCAAACUUGAGCUCCAAUCUCAAUCUGAAGAGUUGGAAAUCCGGACAAUUGAGAGAGACUUGAGUACCCAAGCAGCUGAGAUGGCCAGCAAGCAACAUUUGGAGAGCAUAAAGAAGGUGGCCAAGCUUGAGGCUGAGUGCCGGAGGCUAAAAUCAAUGGCUUCCAAAUCAUCCCCGGUUACUGAUCAUAAAUCUGUUACUGCCUCCUCAAUUUGUGUUGAAUCUCUCACAGAUAGUCAAUCAGAGAGCGAGGAGAGGCUUAGCUUGGGAGAGGUUAAUACCCGCAAGAUGAGUAGCUCAGAGCCAAACAAGUGUGAGUCUAGUUGCUCUGACACAUGGGCGUCUGCCCUAAUUGCAGAGCUUGAUCAAUUCAAAAAUGAGAAGGCUGUUAAAAGGAAUCUCCCAGCCUCUUCUGUGCAUAUCGAUCUUAUGGAUGAUUUUCUUGAAAUGGAACGACUUGCUGCACUGCCUGAAACCAAGAAUGGAAGCCAUUGCCUUGCAUCAGAGGUUUCCAAUCAAACCAAUAAUGUAGAAAGUUCCCUGAGAACCGAGCUUGGAACCAUGAGUCGUCGGAUAGCUGAAUUAGAAGAGACAUUAGAAAAGAUGGAAGCACAGAAAACUGAACUGGAGAUUGCUCUAAUUACUAGUCAAGACUGUAUUGAGACAUCUCAACUUCAGAUGAAGGAGGCAGAAAUGAAGUUGGAGGAGUUGCAAAGAGAGCUAAAUAUUGCAAAAGAAAAAAAGCAAGUUGUUGAUUCUAGACUCUCUAGCAUGGAAGCAGAAGCCACGACCAUGGCUGCCAAAGUUGAAUGUUUAGAAGUGGAGGUUCAAAAAGAGAAGGCUUUGUCAGCAGAAAUUGCAGGUAAGUGUCGGAAAUUAGAAGAAGAGCUAUCAAGAAAGAGGCAGGAAAUUGAACUUCAGAAAACUGCAAGCUCAAAUGGUGAAUUUAAGAUAAAGGAGGAGGAUCUAGCUGUGGCUGCUGGAAAACUUGCAGAGUGCCAGAAAACGAUAGCGUCUCUUGGGAAUCAACUGAAAUCUCUAGCGACACUGGAAGACUUCUUGAUUGACACUCCCAACCUACCAGAGAUAUCUGCAGCCACACCACUGAUUCCCAAAGCGGAUGGAGAACCGUGGAAGUUGCAUUCUAAUGAAACAUAUUCACCUAAAAGAGUAGUUGCCGACUCUUCAAAAAUUGCUGAUGAAAGUUCUGGUCCUUUAACAAAGAAAACUGAAGAGAACUCACCCCCAUCUUCCUCUUCAUCUGCUGCAUUGUCAAAUCAUGUCAGCUCUGAGAAGAAUCGAAACGGGUUUGCGAAAUUUUUCUCUCGCACCAAGAGUGGGGUACGACUAGAAAUUUAGUGAGGAUAUACAAAACAAGGUGUAAUUGGUUUCUCAGUUGUAGAGAGUUGAGAGCUUAGGAUUCUUUUCCAUUUGAAAGCUGCUGAUUACAUUGCUGAUUAAUCAGCGGCAAAAGAAUUAGUUUGAUUUUGUUUCACAUGAGCAGGGUUCUAUGAAAUCUGAAAUUUCAAACAAUUCCUCUGGUUAUGUUCACUUA